AUGCUCGUGUGGUGCUCCGAUUCAGUGGCGAGGAAGACCCCCGCUCAGAGCUUCAUAGGCUCCUGCUGGCGGCACUCGACAACCCCUAGGUGGCGCUUUGAUGCUGUGACACUGGAGUGUCUGCCUGAUGUGAUAGACGAGGACCGCGAGGAGGAAGGGUUGAUUCGCUUUGUGCCCGGGAAGGUCGACAAUCAGGAAGUCGAUCUGUUUGGAGGUGAUCCCCAAAAGGCCUGGGGCGCGAGGGGUGAAGUUGGAAACACCACGAUGCUUGCCAGCUGGCCGUCAGCGUUUCACCCUCCCCUCAUAGACAACUACUGCUGGGGUAAUGCCAGCGAAGAGAGCUACAUACUCUUGCUUGGACUAGUGUACACAGAUGAAACGAUCCCAACCGCGGUUCGUGUAAACGUCCAAGUCGUCGGCCGUCAUGCUGUUUCAAAUGAUUUGGAUUGCGUGGUGUGGACUCGUCCUGCAUCGACAAGUGGUCACGCUCCCGUUAACGUGAUGAAAAGGUUAUGUUCGGCUUUCCACGCAAUCAGAGUUGAAAAUAGCGGCAUGUGUCGCAAAGAGACAUUGGACAUGUGCAUCAGAUCGCUGUUUGGUUGGUGGUCCGCGGCAGUCGCUUGCGCGAGACUGCGGGGUCAUUGCACCAACUCCCAGGUCACAAAUCCUUGA
This is a messenger RNA of Neurospora tetrasperma FGSC 2508, 672 nucleotides long. RefSeq lists its product as uncharacterized. The transcript has 6 exons. Lineage: Eukaryota; Fungi; Ascomycota; Sordariomycetes; Sordariales; Sordariaceae. Bases 1 to 672 code for a protein of 223 amino acids. The record is from RefSeq and is a predicted model, not a curated record.